AUGGAAGGCCCGGUCGAGGAUGAGAAGAAGCCAUUUGACGCCGAAACCACCCAGGAGGACGACGCGCAACCAGAUCCCGACGAGCAUCUUAUGCUGGACCAGGGAAAUGGACGUGUGUGGCUCGUCAAGAUCCCCAAGUUCCUCAUGGAGCGGUGGGCAGCUAUCGACGUUGAGGACGUUCAUCUAGCCACACUACGGGUAUACAAUCCACCUCCAGAUGCGCCCAACCAAAAGGCGCGAAUUGUACUUUUCCUUCCUCCCAACCGCGACCCCAAUGACCCCAACGCCACACUCCCGCCACAACCCUCAAAUCGACCUGCAUUCGAGACAGCAACAUCAUAUGCCGCCACGGGCCCCGAACCAGACUGCUACGAACUCGACAUGGUCAACGACAGCGUGGAGAACCAGAUCGUAGUCGCGGAACGACCGAAGGACUCUUCACUCAGCGUCUCAUCCGCCACCGCGGCCGCUACGACCAACACACGAGCUCGUACGACGAUUCUAACUGGUCGAAUAAAACACGAGUGCAAUCUCCGGCCUGCGUUCAGCGCAAACUACCGACGACAGAUGAGGGAACGGCACAAGAAGUACAACACGCCUGCGCGCCAGAUCAGGAUGAUAGAGGACGCUGGGGUGCCAGGUGGCAGAGGAGGAGUCAACAGACUCAGUAGUGGUGUCGGCGUCGGUGCCGGAAGUGCUUUCGGAGAUCUCAUUCGUACGAAACCGAAACAACCGAAGGGCACCUUCGAGCGCAUGGCCCGUAUGCCACGGAACCAGCUCCUCGAUCAACUCUUUGCCCUGUUCCGCGAAACACCACGAUGGAGCAUCAAGCCUCUGCGGGAGAAGACACAACAGCCCGAGGUCUACCUGAAGGAGACUCUAGCUGAGAUCGCCUUCUUGUAUAAGUCCGGGGAGUAUAACGGACUUUGGGAGCUGAAGGAGCUCUUUAGAGAGAGUGGGAUGAAAGCGGAGAACGUCCCUGGCCCAAGCAUGUCCGGCGACGUCAAGAUGGACGAAGAUUACGAUGAAGAUGAGGAUGAGGAUGAGGACAUGGAGGAAGUGUCAUAA
This is a messenger RNA of Cyclocybe aegerita, 1068 nucleotides long. NCBI's taxonomy places the organism in Eukaryota, Fungi, Basidiomycota, Agaricomycetes, Agaricales, Hemipholiotaceae. The record is from the annotation of a GenBank genome assembly.